AUGCCUCCUCGGAAGCCUCAGGUUGCCUCACACAGCGUGGAACUGGGCCAGGAAACGAGUCCAGAAGGCGGUCAGGAGGCUGGGGGCAAGGCUGUGGCCAAGAGGAAGCUGAAUGACGGAGGGGAUGUGUCCAUAACCUCCAAACGUGGUAGGAAGACUCUGGUUCAGCCACGGACCACAGGUGGGUUCAAAAACCCGUUCCCAGCACUCGGUUCCACGUCAGCACCUCCGGUUGUUCAUAAUAUGGCACCAGUAGCUCACCUAGUUCCUCUGGAGUCCAUUCCACCUCAUCCACCGCAGUCGUUCGAUGCAAUGUUGCCACAAAGCCAACGUUAUGACGCAUAUAUGCGUCCUGAUGGAUAG
Suillus subalutaceus is the source of this 363-nucleotide messenger RNA. RefSeq lists its product as uncharacterized. The transcript has a single exon. The record is from RefSeq and is a predicted model, not a curated record. Bases 1 to 363 code for a protein of 120 amino acids. NCBI's taxonomy places the organism in Eukaryota, Fungi, Basidiomycota, Agaricomycetes, Boletales, Suillaceae.